AUGAGACGGCGACCUGGAAUCGGCGGCUUGCAAAACGCCGUCGCCGCUAGGGAUCAAUAUCGUCUGCUUGGGGAAAAUGUGGCGAAACUGCGUACGGAUCUAAUGAAGGAGCAGCUCGCAACUUUUCGUUCUCAGUUAGAAGACUUUGCUCUCAAGCACAAGAAUGACAUUCGCAAGAACCCAGCUUUCAGAUCGCAGUUUCACGAGAUGUGUGCCAAAGUCGGAGUGGAUCCAUUGGCCUCGAACAAGGGUUUCUGGGCUGAGUUAUUGGGGAUUGGUGACUUCUAUUACGAGCUUGGAGUGCAAAUUGUUGAUAUUUGCCUGGCCACUAGAGCCAUAAAUGGAGGUUUGAUCAGUUUGGAAGAAUUGUGUAAAUUGCUAGGCCAGAGGAGGAAGGGGGCUCGUGAGGCCGUCUCUCAAGAUGACUGUUUGCGUGCGAUAAGUAAGCUAAAGGUGCUCGGUAAUGGUUUUGAGGUGAUUUCUCUUGGAAAGAAGAAGCUUGUAAGAUCUGUGCCUACGGAACUGAACAAAGACCACAAUGAAAUUCUUGAGCUAGCACAGGGUCAAGGCUACGUGACCGUUGAUGAAGUUGAGAGACGGCUUUCUUGGUCUUCUGGACGUGCAACGGAUGCCCUGGAAACUUUAUUAGAAGAAGGUCUUGCCAUGAUUGAUGAUGGUCACAAGGACGGUAGACGUCGGUAUUGGUUUCCAUGCGUAUCGUCAUCUGCCUCUUCCUACACAGACAACUGA
This is a messenger RNA of Striga hermonthica, 750 nucleotides long. The record is from the annotation of a GenBank genome assembly. Lineage: Eukaryota; Viridiplantae; Streptophyta; Magnoliopsida; Lamiales; Orobanchaceae.